This is a messenger RNA of Caenorhabditis bovis, 2349 nucleotides long. Lineage: Eukaryota; Metazoa; Nematoda; Chromadorea; Rhabditida; Rhabditidae. The record is from the annotation of a GenBank genome assembly.
AUGUGCGGAACUCCCGCUCAUCCGAUGGCAUACCAGCAGCAAUAUGCUGCCGAGCAGAAUCCUACCACGUCUCAUCCUCAAUGGAACUACGGUCAUCCCGGUCAUCCGCAGCAUCCUUACCCACAACAACAGCCACAACCUCCGCAACCGCCUCCUCAACAUCCACAGCAGAUUCCGCAACAUCAUUCUCAGCAGCCACAUCAAAUGCAAAAUAGGCCUCCAUACCCGCGAAGCCCUUCUCGAGCACUACCUCCCGAUGCUCAAACUGCACAUUGGAUGAAUCAACAUUAUAUGAAUGGUUGGGCUUAUAAUCAGUCGCCGGUGCCAUCGAUCGCUCCAUCAGUGAUUUCCCAAUCGCAGUACGCUGAUGAUCGGAUGUCGAUGCUUAGUGUGAAUACGACGAUGACCGCUCACGGGCAGGAUCCCGAUGCUCAACGGUGUUUCUCAUCAAACGGGUCAACUUGUGAGAAUAUCAAUCCAGAUAUGGCGUUUGCUCAAAUACAACGGGAAGCCGAAUAUGUGAUGCAUAAUUGGUUCUCCAUUCGUGAUCCCAUGAAAAGGUUUGAUUUAACCUAUAAAUUGCAUAUUUGGCUCAAAAAUAAGGGCCUAGUUCAUCUCGAUGAGAAUGCUGCAACUCGGUAUAUUCAACAAAUUGUGGCAAUUGUGACUGAUGGCUUAGUGCUUUGGACUCCUCCUGACGUUCCUCCACCACAGGAAUAUAUGGCUCUUGCCGCUCGACUUCUUGAGAUUUUCCACAAAUUGGUGCAACACAAGCCGUCGAUUCCGAUAAUUGCUACAAUAUUCGCAUCAACCGAUGGCGAGAGGAGCUUGAAAAUGCUUCUAUGCCCAUUUAUUCCACUUUGCGGAAGUCCGCAAUUGGAGAGAUGUUCGUAUAUUGUAGUAGAAUUUAUCGCUACUGUCCUAUUAUUAAAAAACUCGGAUUCAAUAAAAAUCGCGUUUCUGAAAGCUUUGAAAUUUGAAAAGAUGGUGAAUAUGUUAAUCAAACACCUCUAUGAUGCUCCAAUUUGCAAUCUGAAUGUACUAAUUAUAAUGAGAAAUAUAAUAAGUCGAGAUCCUAAUAUAAAAGAGUAUCUUAUACGGUAUAAUAGGCCAAAAGACGAGCCAUUACCGAAUUUUAGUCUUAUCCGGACCCUUUUGGAAUGCGUUUUGCCACGAUGUGCAAAUACACCACAAAGAGCUCCCCCAAUCGUUUCCCACACAUGCCACUUGUUGCGAACAUUAUUGCAUGAUUCGAAAUCGAUCAAUGAUUUUGUGAGAGCUCAAGGAAUAAAUGUGGUUUGCACAUUGUUGCAAAGGUUUAAUGAUGUGCGAAUAGUAAAAGACGCGUUUAAUCUAUUCCUUCACGUCUCUGAUUCGCCGGCGUUUCAGGAAAUUGAAAUACCAUUGUCUUUCAUUCUCAAUGUUCUCAACUAUUUUGCCGAUGAGGAAGUUUACAAAUUGGGAACUGGAUUUUUGAGCAAUAUUGUAGCUAAUAAGCCGAGAUUUAAAAAAGAUGCCAUACAGAAUAAUGCGAUUCAACUUCUAGAGAUGAUCAUUUCCAAAUGUCCAAGGCUGGACGAUGUUGUUGAGGAGAAGAAGAGAUUAUUAGUGUGCGAAGUGAUGUCAAAUUGCCUUCGAACAUUAAUUAACCUUCUUCCAUAUUGGGUGAAUAAUGCGCAUUUGAUUAUUCAAGAUGAAGCCAAGCAAAAUCAAAUUAUCACUUCUGUUCACUCAUUUAUCGGCCCGAAUAUUCUUCGGAAAUUCAUGAACUACUUGUCGUGCGAAAUGAGUCCCAAAGAAGUUGAAAGCAUGGUUGAGCUGCGGAGCUAUGUUCUGAGGUUCCUCAACAUUAUCAUCAAAAUGCCAUUUAUUAAUAAAGAGGGACUUUUGCAAAUCACCGACGACGUUCGGAAGGAAAAUCUUAUUUCACAUACCAUUCUGGUUCUCACGUGGUCAAUUAACAUUUAUACGGGUUGUAAUAAACAAGACAAGGAUCAAAGGGAGAAGUUGGUUGAGAGAUCCAUGAUCCUGCUAGGCUCAUUAAUGGAACACUGCAAUGCUGCAUAUUCCAUUGCAAAUCAGUGCAGGUAUGUCGCAUGCCCGCUCGAUAUAAUCCGCGAUACGCACAACGAGUCUUUUAUCCGAACGGUUUUGGAGUUUUGCGAGAGGAUUGCUGACAAUGCUAGCGAUAUAAUGACGGUUUGGGUGAUUGAUAGAUCGCUUGUCGAGAGUUUUGCGAAUAAUCGCAACGCAUCAAUUGCCAAAUCCGCAACUGCUAUCCUUUCGCGAAUGCCGGUAUCCUCAUCUGAACCAUUAGCUGAUCUCUUCGCAAAUUCCGAAUUUUAUUAA